Messenger RNA from Danaus plexippus (monarch butterfly), 708 nucleotides. RefSeq lists its product as uncharacterized. The transcript has 2 exons. Bases 1 to 588 code for a protein of 195 amino acids. The record is from RefSeq and is a predicted model, not a curated record. NCBI's taxonomy places the organism in Eukaryota, Metazoa, Arthropoda, Insecta, Lepidoptera, Nymphalidae.
AUGUCUCCAAGGGGCGGGCGCUGGUGGUGGCGGAGGGCAUUCCGUAUGACCCUGCUCCUGUCGGCGGCGGGCCUGCUCCUGACGCGACCCUCCUUCACAUCACAACUGGAGGCGGACUUCCCUCACCAUCACCCCGACAGACUCGCGCACUUUCUCGCAGACUUCACCAACUACCCAAACGUCUACACGCACAUCAGCGGUCCGUGGCAAGUCGUAGAGGAGCAGAGCAACCUGACGUGGUGGCGGUACACUGUGUCCUACGAGUGUGGCACGCGUUGUGAGGGUCGCCUGCAGCUUGACCACACCCAGACUCCGCUCGACCCGAGCGCCGGUCGCGAGCAUCGCGUGCUGGUGAGGGACGAGCGCUGCUCCCGGGUGCCGCUGUUGCCCUGGCCGCGGAUCUGCGAGGACACUCACACGGAGACCUCGGUCAGCCCUCGCGCCGGCGGAGGGGCCAAGCUCGCUGAGCUCAGCGUGUCGCGCUGUGGACUCCUCGGAGCCCUGACGAGAGCUUGCGGAGCUCUCGACCGGGAUGAGGUCCUACGCAACUGGAAGAGAACACUCGCCGAAGUGUCCCUCCAACAGUGAAGUUUAAUGUGUAAUGUUUUUGUUAACUUAAAAGUUAUACGACUCAUCGUCGUAACCGAAAGUAUUCAUUUGUUUAUUAAUAUCUGUAUUUUCAUUAAACACUAAAAAUAAUCAAAGAAA